Messenger RNA from Pyrgilauda ruficollis (rufous-necked snowfinch), 1605 nucleotides. It is a transcript of the gene CXXC1, whose product is annotated as CXXC finger protein 1. Gene Ontology annotation, biological process: positive regulation of DNA-templated transcription. Lineage: Eukaryota; Metazoa; Chordata; Aves; Passeriformes; Passeridae. Gene Ontology annotation, molecular function: zinc ion binding; DNA binding. Gene Ontology annotation, cellular component: Set1C/COMPASS complex. The record is from RefSeq and is a predicted model, not a curated record. The transcript has 12 exons. The annotation marks the transcript as partial.
AUGUCCCCCUCAGAGAAGGACCCGUCCCUGGAGAUCCGGUACCGGCACAAGAAGUGGCGGGAGAAGGAGCACGAGGGGACCAAGGGGCAGGAGCUGGAGCAGGGCCGGGCUGCCAAGAUCAAGCGCUCGGCCCGCAUGUGUGGCGAGUGCGAGGCGUGCCGGCGCCCCGAGGACUGCGGGCAGUGCGACUUCUGCCGGGACAUGAAGAAAUUUGGGGGCCCCAACAAGAUCCGCCAGAAGUGCCGGCUGCGGCAGUGCCAGCUGCGGGCGCGGGAGUCCUACAAGUACUUCCCCACCUCGCUGGCUCGGGGGCGCGAGGGGGACCUGGAGCUGCUGAAGGCGCAGCUGGGGGGGCCGGGGCCCCCCGAGAGCCUCUCGGAUGAGGAGCUGCCCCUCGACCCCCGGCUCUACCAGGAGCUCUGCGCCGGCGCCUUCGACGAGCACGGCCUGCCCUGGCUCAGCGACGCCGAGGACGCGCCGUUCCUGGACCCCGUCCUGCGCAAACGCGCCGUGAAGGUCAAACACGUCAAACGCCGCGAGAAGAAAUCCGACAAGAAGAAGGAGGAGCGCUACAAGCGGCACCGGCAGCGGGCGCGGCACCGCGAGCGCCGCGGGCACCCCGAGCGCGCCGACGCCCGCGACCCCGCGGGGCUGGGGCAGUGCCUGGGCCCCGGCUGCACCCGCCCCGCGCGCCCGCCCUCCAAGUACUGCAGCGAGGCCUGCGGCAUCAAACUGGCUGCCAACCGGAUCUACGAGAUCCUGCCGCAGCGGAUCCAGCAGUGGCAGCAGAGCCCGUGCGUGGCGGAGGAGCACGGCAAGCGGCUGCUGGAGCGCAUCCGGCGCGAGCAGCACCAGGCGCGGCUGCGGCUGCAGGAGAUGGAGCGGCGCUUCCACGAGCUCGAGGGGCUCAUCGCCCGCGCCAAGGGGCACCCGCCCCGCGAGGACGAGGAGAGCACGGAGGGGGACAGCGAGGACACGGACCUGCAGAUCUUCUGCGUGUCCUGUGGCCACCCCAUCAACCCCAAGGUGGCCCUGCGGCACAUGGAGCGCUGCUACGCCAAGGUGAUCCUGGGAUCUGGGGGGGUCUGGGGGCACCUCUGGGUUCCUGGGGUCUCUGGGAUCAUCUGUGGGGUCAUCUGUGGGUGGGCCCAGAAUGAGAUUUUGAGGUUGAAUUUAGGGGAUCUGUGCCCCAAGCACUCCUGGGACCCCAGGGUGCCCGCGGACGAGGUGUGCGGGUGCCCGCUGGUGCGCGACGUCUUCGAGCUGACCGGGGACUUCUGCCGCGUCCCCAAGCGCAAGUGCCACCGCCACUACUGCUGGGAGAAGCUGCGCCGCGCCGAGGUGGACCUGGAGCGCGUCCGCGUGUGGUACAAGCUGGAUGAGCUGUUUGAACAGGACAGUGUCACUGUCCCUGUCCCCACCCUGUCCCUGUCCCCACACUGUUCCUGUCCCUGCAUUGUCUUUGUCCCCACGCUGUGUCUAUCCCCACUGUCCCCACAGUGGUACAAACUGGAUGAGCUGCUCGAGCAGGACAGUGUCCCUGUCCCCACUCUGUCCCCACCCUGUCCCCAUGCUGUCCCCACACUGUCCCUGUCCCCCACGGAG